Messenger RNA from Macrosteles quadrilineatus (aster leafhopper), 2971 nucleotides. Its product is annotated as protein O-mannosyl-transferase TMTC4-like. Gene Ontology annotation, cellular component: endoplasmic reticulum. Gene Ontology annotation, molecular function: protein binding; mannosyltransferase activity. The record is from RefSeq and is a predicted model, not a curated record. Bases 717 to 2852 code for a protein of 711 amino acids. Gene Ontology annotation, biological process: endoplasmic reticulum unfolded protein response; protein O-linked glycosylation via mannose. The transcript has 14 exons. NCBI's taxonomy places the organism in Eukaryota, Metazoa, Arthropoda, Insecta, Hemiptera, Cicadellidae.
UAACUGAACUGUCAAAAAAUAACAAAUUACCAAAUACCAAAUACGAGAACAGAUCAACAUAACAUUGAUGUCAUUGUUGAUUGUUUUUGUUUUGAUUUUCUAAGUAGAAAUAUAAAACAAUGUUGCUUUCCAUUUUGCAGUUAAUUUCUUCUUCACAAUGCUAGUUAGAUGAAUAGUAAUGCCUUAGUUAAAAGUAUAAAGUAUUUAUUCUCUUAUACCGAUUAGUUUUAAGUUUAAGAGGAACUUACUGUACUGUAAAUUUAGUUGUCUUAACCUAGGUCUAUUUCUGGCAGUUCAAAACAAUUCUUCUUUUCUCCUUUAAAAAAUAAAUAGCAACUAUUUCAAUGUUUACAUUAUCAUUUUUAUUUGUCAUCUUAAGCAUACCAAGUAGGCCUAACAUUUAUAUUUUCCAUUAAGUUAGAAUUUUUAUCUUGUCAAUUAUUUCAAUGCCUAUCUUUAAACCUAAUAGGCCCUAGUCUAUAUUUUUGUUGUCCCUAGUCAAAUAAAAUGUUAUAACUUAGGCCCUACUGUAAGCUACGUUUUUCUAGUGCAUAAUAGCCUAUAUUACUUUUCGAUAGAAAAAUGGAUCAUGCAAAUAACCAUCAUGUUUCAACAUUGCUUCAACUGAUUACUGCUGUCAAAACAAUGAAAUUUCAGGGUUUCGUACAAAAGAUUAAGCAAUGAAGGAAAACAUCUAAUAGAUAGAUUCAGUCACUAUGGUCGUAAGGAAAGAAGAGAGGGGUUCGAGGGGUUCUGAAAUGUUUACUUCAGAAGUACCUGCUAGUGUAUUCCUCGUCCUCACUUCUGUCAUGGUUGCCGUCUGCUUUCACAAUGCUACCGAUGGAACCUUUGUGUUUGAUGACUCAGAAGCCGUAGUCAACAAUUAUGAUAUACAACUCUCAACUCCCGUCUCUCAGAUAUUCUCCAAUGACUUUUGGGGUACUCCCAUCAUACAUAAUAGUAGUCACAAGUCGUACCGCCCCAUCACAAUUUUAUCCUUUAGAUUGAAUGUUUGGGCAGCAGGGGGUGAACUUGUGGCUUCACAGUUUCGUACAGUUAACGUUCUGCUUUAUGGUUUUGUCUGCUGCUUGGCUUUCUAUGUUUUAAAAUCCAUUUGUGAUGAGUAUCCUCAUGCAGCAGUUCCACAUAUGGCUGCUCUUUUGUUCACGGUUCAUCCCGUUCAUACAGAGGCUAUUGCUCCAGCUGUUGGCAGAGCUGAUCUUCUUUGUGCUGCAUUGUUUUUCUCGGCAUUCCUUGUCUACAACUGUUCCCUGAAUGGGAAACAUCAUCCUGUGUUGAGAUUAUUUUGUAUCCUAUUGACCAUCAACUUAGCAGCAGUGUCUAUGUUUGCAAAAGAACAAGGCAUCACUGUUUUGGCGCUCUGCUCCUUGUAUGAUGUUUUGAACUCAUACAAAGUUCAUCCCAGGAAUCUAUUUAACUAUGAAACAUGGAUCUCCCCAAAAACUAAAUGGUUUCUUAUUCGACAAAGUUUACUGCUGUUUUCUACUAUGAUAUUCCUUUUAUUUCGCUGGUGGAUUAUGGGAGGAACAGAACCAGUAUUUCAAAAGGCUGAUAAUCCUGCGUCUUUUCAUGAUAAUGCGGUAAUCAGGGGUAUAAAUUACAUUUACAUUUACACACUGAAUGUGUGGUUGCUGUUAUGCCCUGAGUGGUUGUGCUAUGAUUGGUCCAUGGGAUGUGUACCACUUAUUGACUCGCUUUAUGACAUUAGAGUCCUCUUUGCCGUCACUUUUGUCGCUGUGUUCGGCUGUCUAGUGAUAUCAUUACUGACACAAUCCUGCACACAGGCUAGGGUUCUAGUGUUGGCAUUGGGAUUUAUAGUAAUUCCAUUUUUGCCUGCUUCAAAUGUUUUUCUACGAGUCGGGUUUGUCAUCGCUGAAAGAACCUUAUUCGUUCCGUCUCUCGGAUUCUGUUUACUGGUUGCUCAUGGAAUGCAAAAGCUUUCUACUCACAGAUCGUUAUCUAAUGUUGUUAUCCUUCUUUUAGGACUUCUUAUUGUAGUGUUAAGUGUAAGAUCAAGUGUCCGUAGUCGUGAAUGGUCCUCAGAAAAAGAACUUUUUCUGUCAGCUUUGAGCAUUUGUCCUUUAAACGCCAAAGUUCAUUACAACCUUGCAAAAACAUCAUCUAACCUUACUGUGGCUGUUAAGCACUACAGAGACGCUUUGAGGUUGAAUCCAGACUAUGAUCAAGCAAUGAAUAAUCUUGCAAAUAUUUUAAAAGAUAGAAAUGAUCUGGUUGAAGCAGAAGAAUUACUCCGCCGAGCUCUCCAGUUAAGGCCAAACUUUGCUGCUGCAUGGAUGAAUCUUGGGAUUGUUUUGUCGAAUAAGAAAAACUUUAAAGAGGCUGAAGUUUGUUACUGGAACGCAAUAAAGUACAGAAGGAAAUAUCCAGAUUGCUAUUACAACCUUGGAAACUUGUAUCUUGAACAAAAGGAACAUCAGAAAGCAUUUGAAAGCUGGAGACAAGCAACAUUACUGAAUCCUCAACAUCAUGCGGCAUGGAACAAUCUAAUAAUAAUGCUAGACUCCAUCGGUAAGCAUGAAGAAGCAAGUACGAUAGCCCAAGAAGCACUCUCAAUAUUCCCGAACUCUUCGGCUAUUCAUUUCAAUCUCGCCAACUCUCUUGGAAAGAUAAGUAACUUCACUGAGGCUGAGAAACAUUUCAAAUUAGCCAUUGACAUUUACGCCAACAAUCCACUCUACUUUGUUAACCUAGGGGUUCUAUACCACCGGUGGAAGAAGCUGGACCUUGCAAAGAACAUGUAUUUAAAAGCAUUGAAGCUCAACCCAAAUCUAAAAAGUGCAAAAGACAAUCUUCACCUUCUACAAAACUAAACUGAUUUUUGUGUGUGUUUUUCUAUACUUUGUCUACAAAUGACCUGAUCUGUAACUACAAAGUAUUUUAAUUUUUCUAAGUACUGUGAUAUUUUUAAUAAAUAAUUUUUUUUACGUCA